UCCCGGCGGCAGCGCUCGGCAGAGGCUCCGAAGGCUCCCGGCCCCGCUGCUCGCCCAAGCGUCCGCCCCGCGCCCGCGUCCCAGCCAUGGCAAGAAACCACCAAGUGCAGAAGGCCAAGCUGGCCGAGCAGGCUGAGCGCUACGAGGACAUGGCAGACUUCAUGAAGGCGGUGGUGGAGCACGGGGACGAGCUCUCCAACGAGGAGCGCAACCUCCUCUCGGUCGCCUACAAGAACGUGGUGGGCUGCCAGCGCUCGGCCUGGAGGGUCAUCUCCAGCAUCGAGCACAAAACCGAAGAGGGCGACGACAAAGCUCAGGUGGUGAACGAGUACCGGGAGAAGGUGGAGCAGGAGCUGAACGCCGUCUGCAACAACGUCCUGGGCUUGCUGGACAAGUAUCUCAUCAAGAAGGACAGCGAUACCGAGAGCAAGGUCUUCUACCUGAAGAUGAAGGGUGACUACUUCCGAUACCUGGCCGAGGUGGCCAGCGGGGACGACCGGCUGUCGACGAUAGAGAAGGCCCAGGAGGCCUACCAAGAGGCCAUGGACAUCAGCAAAAAGGAGAUGCAGCCCACGAACCCCAUCCGCCUGGGGCUGGCCCUCAACUUCUCGGUGUUCCACUACGAGAUCGCCAACGCCCCCGAGCAGGCCAUCUCCCUGGCCAAGACCACCUUCGACGAGGCCAUGGGCGACCUGCACACGCUCAGCGAAGACUCCUACAAGGACAGCACCCUCAUCAUGCAGCUGCUCAGGGACAACCUCACGCUAUGGACAGCCGAGUGUGCCGGAGAAGACGGCGGCGAGGCUGGCGAAGAGCCCAAGAACUGAACGUCCCCUGCCGAGCCGGGGACCGGCCCCCACCUGCCCCUGCUCCAGACCCUGCGGCAUCUCUUCAUGGUUUUUUUGUUUUGUUUUGUUUUGUUUUGUUUUGUUUCGUUUGGGUUUUUUUU
Pseudopodoces humilis (Tibetan ground-tit) is the source of this 949-nucleotide messenger RNA. RefSeq names its product stratifin (gene SFN). NCBI's taxonomy places the organism in Eukaryota, Metazoa, Chordata, Aves, Passeriformes, Paridae. The record is from RefSeq and is a predicted model, not a curated record.